Ornithorhynchus anatinus (platypus) is the source of this 5967-nucleotide messenger RNA. It is a transcript of the gene KDM6B, whose product is annotated as lysine demethylase 6B. Gene Ontology annotation, molecular function: RNA polymerase II cis-regulatory region sequence-specific DNA binding; protein binding; histone H3K27me2/H3K27me3 demethylase activity. NCBI's taxonomy places the organism in Eukaryota, Metazoa, Chordata, Mammalia, Monotremata, Ornithorhynchidae. Gene Ontology annotation, cellular component: MLL3/4 complex. The record is from RefSeq and is a predicted model, not a curated record. Gene Ontology annotation, biological process: heart development; regulation of gene expression.
AUGCAUCGGGCGGCGGACCCGCCGGGGGCCCUCGGGGGCUUGAGCUGUGCCGGGGGCCUGGACCUCUGUUCCCCCCCCCACCCCCAACCCCGCGCCUGGCUGCCUGGGGGCAGGUGUUCUGCCAGCAUCGGGCAGCCCCAGCUCCCGGUCCAUCUGCCCCCGGCCCCCGGUGGCAGCAUCGGGCACCCCAACAAGCCCUAUUACUCUCCUGGGACCGCGAGCUCUCGGCCGCUGCACGGAAAGUUGGAGUCCCUGCAUGGCUGGGUGCAGGCUCUGCUGCGGGACCCGGCCCAGCCGGGGCUGUGGGAGCAGCUGGGGCAGCUGUACGAGUCAGAGCAGGACAGCGAGGAGGCCCUGCGCUGCUACCAAAGCGCCCUCCGCUACGGGGCCAUCUACGCCCACCUGGGGCCCCGCAUCGGCCGCCUGCAGCAGGCCCAGCUCUGGAGCUUCCACUCAGGGUCCUCCCAUCACCGCGCCAAGGCACUGCCCCCCCUGGAGCAAGUGUGGAACCUCCUCCACCUCGAGCACAAGCGGAACUACGGCACGAAGCGGGGAGGUCCCCCGGUGAAGCGGGCGGCCGAGACCCCCGUGGUGCAGCCGGUGCCCCCCGUGGCGCCCCCCGACCCCGGGGACGAGAACCCGAGCCCCGGGGGCAAGCGGAGAAGGAGCUGCGGCCCCGAGCAGCCCGGCCCACCCCCGGGCUUGCCGCCCCCUCCCCCGCCGCCCCUGCCAGGCUUGGCCACCAGUCCCCCCUUCCAGCCCCCAAAGCCGGGGCUGUGGAGCCCACUUCACGGAGAGGCCUGGGGCGCUGAGCGCAAAGGCAUGGCCCCUCCGGACCGCCAGGAGCAGCGGCACUCGGUCCCCCACCCGUUCCCGUACCCGGCCCCCGCCUACGCUACGCAUCCCCCCGGCCCCGGCAGUCCCCGUGGCCCCCCGGGCCCCCGCCCCCCAGGAGCAGAGAGCCAUGGCUGCCCGCCCGCCGCGCCCCCCGGAAGUGACCUUAGAGAGAGCAGAGUUCACAGGUCGCGGCUGGACUCCAGCGUUUCACCAGCAGCAACCACCGCCUGCGUGCCUUAUGCCCCACCCCGGCCCCCCGGCGGCGGCACCACCAGCAGCGGCGGCCACGGCGGACCCCGGGGCGCGGAGCAGAGCCCAGGGCCUUGGUUCCGACCGCCUUCCCAAGCGCAGGCAGCACUGGGAGGCCGCCCCCACCACACGCCGGCCUGGGGCCUCUGGGAUUCACACUCCACCACCGCCGCCGCCACCUCCACCUCCGCCAUCACCACCACCAGCAGUAGCAGUCACGGGGGCGGUGGCAGCGGCAGCAACGGUCAACCCUCCUGCUCUCCCCCGGCCUCCCGCUCCUCCUCCUCCUCCUCCUCCUCCUGCUCCUCCGCCACCACCUGCCACCAAAAUACCUCAGGAAGCUUCAGGCGCCCGGAGAGCCCCCGGCCAGGGCUCCUUCCAAAGACCGCGGAGGCGGGGCGGGGUCCCCCGCCGGCCCCUGAGCGAGCCCAGCGGCCCCGGCCCCCCGGGGGAGGGGAGCCGCCCGGCCGGGGCGGGCCGCGACUGUUUGACUUCCCCGCGGCGCCCUUGGAGGACCAGUUCGAGGAGCCGGCCGAGUUCAAGAUCCUGCCCGACGGGCUGGCCAACAUCAUGAAGAUGCUGGACGAGUCCAUCCGCAGGGAGGAGGAGCAGCAGCGGCAGCGGGAGGCCGGUGGGGCACCACCGCCCUCCCCCUCCUCCGCCUCCGCCUCCUCUGCCACCGCCGCCCCUUCCUCCUCCUCCUCCUCCUCCUCCUCCUCCUCCUCCUCCUCGGAGCCCUACGCCCCUCUGCGGUGCCCCUUCCCAGUGGCCCAGGAGGAGAAGCCGCCGACGCCCCCGACACCGACCCUGGCCAAGUUCCAGCCGCCGCAGCCACCGCAGCCUCCGCCGCCCGGCCCGGCCGCCCUGCUCAAGUCCCUGGCCUCCGUGUUGGAGGGCCAGAAGUACUCUUACCGAGGGGCCGGGGGAGCCCCCCGGCCCGCGCCUCCGUCCGCUCCUCCGUCCGCCUUGCAGUAUUCCCCCGCCCCUCCGCCAGGUGCUAACCCCUCCCCGGCGGGGGCCAAGAAGAGCCCACCGGGCCCCUCGCAGCCGCCCCUGCGCCGCCCGCCGCCCUCUCCGUCAUCUCAAAUUUCUACCUCAAACGGGCCCUGGGCCCGGGAGCGAGGAGGGGGCCAGGAGCCCCCCGGGGGCCCCGCCGGCCAGCUGCCCCUGCCGCCGCCCGCCCGCUCGGAGUCCGAGGUGCUAGAGGAGAUCAGCCGGGCCUGCGAGACGCUGGUGGGGCGGGUGGGCCGGCCCGCGGGGGAGCCGCCCGAGCCGGGCCCGGAGAGAGGCCGCCCGGGCCAGGGAGGAGAGCGGGGGCGGGGCGGCCCGCGGCGGCGGCCGCGGCGGGAGAAGGAGCACCGGCGGCACCAGCGGCGGGCAUGCAGAGAUGGCGGUCACCGGCACCGUGAGGGCAAAGGGCACAAAGAGAAGAACCGGCAGGUGCUGGGCAACCUGGACUUGCAGAGCAAGGAGAUCCAAGGGCGGGACAAGGCCAAGCCCGAGGCCGGGGGCGCGGCCAAAGCCAAACCCCCGCCCCCUCCGCCACCACCCUCCGUCCCCCCGCCCGGCCCGCCGCCCGCCUCCGGGCCCGCCCCGGCCGGGGAGCCCCGCCGCAAGGCCCGCGAGGAGGCGCCGGGGCCACCCGGGGUGAGCCCGGCAGACAUGCUGAAGCUGCGCUCGCUGAGCGAGGGUCCGCCCAAGGAGCUGAAGAUCCGCCUCAUCAAAGUGGAGAGCGGUGACAAGGAAACCUUCAUCGCCUCCGAGGUGGAGGAGGAGCGGCGCAGGCUCAGCAUGGCCGACCUCACCAUCGCCCACUGUGCUGCCGACGUCGUGCGGGCCAGCAGGCACGCCAAGGUGAAGGGCAGGUUCCGGGAGUCCUACCUGUCGCCCGCCCAAUCCGUGAAGCCCCAGAUUAACUCCGAGGAGAAGCUGCCCCGGGAGAAGCUCAACCCCCCUACGCCCAGCAUCUACCUGGAGAGCAAGCGGGACGCCUUCUCUCCAGUGCUUCUGCAGUUCUGCACAGACCCCCGGAACCCCAUCACCGUCAUCCGCGGCCUGGCCGGCUCCCUUCGCCUAAAUCUGGGCCUGUUCUCCACGAAGACGCUGGUGGAGGCAAGCGGGGAGCACGCCGUGGAGGUGCGCACCCAGGUGCAGCAGCCUUCGGACGAGAACUGGGACCUGUCCGGCACCCGGCAGAUCUGGCCCUGCGAGAGCAGCCGCUCCCACACCACCAUCGCCAAAUAUGCUCAGUACCAGGCCUCGUCCUUCCAAGAGUCCCUACAGGAGGAGAAGGAAAGCGAGGAUGAAGAAUCGGAGGAGCCUGACAGCACCACGGAGACGCCCCCCAGCAACCCAGACCAGAAAGCCCAUCACAUCAUCAAAUUCGGCACCAACAUCGACCUGUCAGAUGCCAAGCGAUGGAAGCCGCAGCUGCAGGAGCUGUUGAAGCUGCCCGCCUUCAUGCGGGUCACAUCCACCGGCAACAUGCUGAGUCACGUGGGGCACACGAUCCUGGGAAUGAACACCGUGCAGUUGUACAUGAAGGUGCCGGGGAGCCGCACGCCAGGCCAUCAGGAGAACAACAACUUCUGCUCCGUGAACAUCAACAUCGGGCCGGGCGACUGCGAGUGGUUCGCGGUGCACGAGCACUACUGGGAGACCAUCAGCGCCUUCUGCGACCGGCACGGGGUGGACUACCUGACAGGCUCGUGGUGGCCGAUCCUGGAGGACCUGUACGCCUCCAACAUCCCCGUCUACCGCUUCGUGCAGCGGCCCGGGGACCUGGUGUGGAUCAACGCCGGCACCGUCCAUUGGGUGCAGGCCACCGGCUGGUGCAAUAACAUCGCCUGGAACGUGGGGCCCCUCACCGCCUACCAGUACCAGCUGGCCUUGGAGCGCUACGAGUGGAACGAGGUGAAGAACGUCAAGUCCAUCGUCCCCAUGAUCCACGUGUCGUGGAACGUGGCCCGCACCGUCAAGGUCAGCGACCCCGACCUCUACAGGAUGAUCAAGUUCUGUCUGAUGCAGUCCAUGAAGCACUGCCAGGUGCAGCGGGAGAGCCUUGUGCGGGCGGGCAAGAAGAUUGCCUACCAGGGCCGCGUCAAAGAUGAGCCAGCGUACUACUGCAACGAGUGUGAUGUGGAGGUAUUCAACAUCCUGUUUGUGACCAGUGAGAAUGGCAGCCGCAACACGUACCUGGUGCACUGCGAGGCUUGUGCCCGGCGCCGCAGUGCCAGCCUGCAUGGGGUGGUGGUGCUGGAGCAGUAUAAGACCGAGGAGCUGUCCCAAGCCUACGACAGCUUCGUCCUGGCUGGAUCCAGCAGCUCCCGAUGAGGCAGGAAACGCCCCCCCUCUGGAGGGGGGGCCACACCCACCCCCGUCCCCAUGGCGACGGCUCCCACCCCCCACCCCCCCUGCCAAUCUACUGCGCCUGCCUAGCACACGCCAGGGGGAGGGGGCCCCUCCCUGGCCUAGGGGGCACAGGAGCCGGUGGGGGGUGGGGGGUGGGGCUAAGCCCCAUCCCUGCUGGCAGCUCAACCCCCCCCCUUAAUUUAUUCAGAAUCUUUUGGUUUGUUUUUGUUUUAUUUUGUUUUGUUUUUUUUUUAAAUGAGGAAAAAGACAAAAAAAAAGACAAGACAAACAGGAUGUGGGGGGAAGGGCCAGCUGGGCCCCCCUCCCCUUGCUUCCCCCCUUCCCCCCCAACUGGGCACAACCACCAAUUUUGGCCUUUACAGCAACAGACACAAGGAUGGCAGGGGUGGAGCGGGGGUGUCGCAUACGGGUUCCCUCUCAGUGGCCCCCCCCAUCCAGCCCCUUGCCUGGGCUGAGCAGAGCUGUACAGGAUUAUACAUAUAUAUAUAUAUAUAUUAUAUAUAUAUAGUGGUGGCUGAGGUUUUUAACGAGAUUCUUACGGGCUUCACCUCUCCUUUUUUAUUUUAAACGUUGUCUCCCCCCCCCGCCCCCACCCCACCUCUCUCCUUGGCAGCUUCCCCCCCAGCCCCAAUUCAUGUAAUUGUUUUUUCUGAUUUUAUUUCUCUUUGUUUUUUUUAAUUUAUAACAGUCCUGCUCUCCUCUAUUUAUUCAUUGCCUGUGGGGGUGGGAUGUGCCCCCACCCUCCACCCCUUCCUUCCCCCCACCAGCCUCUGGCCUUGGUCUCAUGGUGCUCAACCCCCUCCCCCUUCCCCUGCGGUAAGGUCCUCCCAGGGUCCUGCACUUUCUCUGUUCCUCUUCCUCCUCCCCACAGGGACCUCCUCCAUUCCCCCCGCUCCCCCUAACACACCCAAACCCCCAACCUCCCGCCCCCCGAACCUCCCCUCGAGAGGCCGAGCGGCUACUGUACUGUAGGGGAAAAGGAAAAUGGAAAAAGAAAACCCUCCUUAUUUUGUACAUGGGGAAAAGAAAAAAAGGCAAACUAUGAGAAUAAAGGUUCUCCCUCCCCCCCAGACACCCACUCAUCACCCCGGCCCCUGUUUUUAAAUGACUUUUUUAGGAUGAAAUGGGCUGGGCUGAGGCAGGGUGGGUGGGGUGGGAGGGGGAGGGGGUGGGGUUCCUUAUUGUGAUCUUCUUGGGGUUUUUGUUUUCAUUUUGUUCUCGUUUCGUCCUUUGCCCCCCUACCCCGGGGGAUCGGGGAGGUGGUGUGGGGGGCCAGGGGGUGGGGCCCAGGGGCGGCCCCAGCCCCCCAUCCCUGCCCCCUCCCCAACUGCCGCCCCUUGGGCCGAGCCGGUUCUCUCACUGCACUGUUGCGCUCUGUCCCGGGACAAGGGUCUCUCCCCCGCGCCCCCCCACCCCCACCCCACCUCCCACCCCCUGGCCUCUCGGUGAAUUUGUGUGAGAAUAUUAAUAUUAAAAAUAAAAGCAGAAAAAAACCCUGUUUUGAUAAAG